Molecule: messenger RNA, 960 nt
Organism: Adineta ricciae
Lineage: Eukaryota; Metazoa; Rotifera; Eurotatoria; Adinetida; Adinetidae
Source: the annotation of a GenBank genome assembly
AUGGCAAAUGAUUCCACAUUAAAUAAUGAAGAAUUUCAAUUGAAAAAUUUGAAUUCAACUUCUUUUGAAUUCAUUUCCGGUGAAGAAGCGAUGGAAAAAUUGAAAAACAUGGAUGAUUUUCUUUCAAAUUUCAGUCAAUUUGAUCUUAAAUCUCGAACAAAUUUAUCUUCACCAACGUUAGAAGAUUAUUUUCAAGACAUUUCUCAACAUAUUUUACUUUGGGACGAUCAAUCCAUCACAUCUGUUCGAUCAUCAAUUAAAUAUUUGAAUACAACAUGUUUCAAUCAACUAAAAUAUUUAAUUUUUCCAUCGAAAAUCUUUUUGAUAUUAACAGAUGGAAAAAUUGAAAAUAAUGCGGCAUAUUGUCGUAAUGGAAAUGUUGUUGUAUUUCCAAAAGAAUUACUUUAUUCAAAAGAUAUAUUUAUUCAUGAAUUAUUUCAUAUUUGGAGUAAAACAAAAGAAAAUUCAAUUCUUCGUGAUCGUUUGUAUGAAAUAAUCGGAUUUCAUCAAAUUCCUUCAGAUAAAUCAAGUCGAUUUCCUCCACUUUUAAAUGAUUUGAAAAUUACAAAUCCAGAUGCGCCUUUAGUUAUGAAAUAUUAUAUUAAUUUAAGAAAAUCCGAUGAUUCAGAUAAGAAAGUUUAUAAAUGUUCACCAAUUUUAUAUUCUUGUCGAUCAUUUGAUCAGAAAUUUUCAACAAAUUUCUUUGAUUAUUUAAUUGCAACGACAAUUAUUCUUGAUGAUGAAACAUUUCAACCCGUCGAACCUUUACAAUUUUUAUCUUAUGAAAAUACGAAAGAUUUUUAUAAACAAAUUGGCCAAAAUACACAUUAUAUUAUUCAUCCAGAAGAAAUUCUUGCCGAUAAUUUCGUUUUAUGGAUUAAAUCAACUGAAAAUCAACAACAAAUAAUAACACCAGAAAUUAUUUAUCAAAUUAAUCAAAUUAUCUUGAAUGUCAAUUAA